UAUUUUAUUUCUUUGCAGGAUCUGGAGUUUCAUGGAGUAAUGAGGUUCUACUUUCAAGAUAAAGCAGCUGGAAAUUUUGCAACAAAAUGUAUCCGUGUAUCUAGUACUGCUACAACUCAAGAUGUGAUAGAAACUCUUGCAGAGAAGUUUCGGCCAGACAUGCGAAUGUUGUCGUCCCCUAAAUACUCGCUUUAUGAGGUGCAUGUCAGUGGAGAAGAAAGAAGAUUAGAUGUAGAUGAGAAGCCUCUUGUUGUACAAUUGAACUGGAACAAAGAUGAUCGAGAGGGAAGAUUUGUUCUCAAGAAUGAAAAUGAUACACUUCCUCCAAAGAAGGCUCAGAGCAAUGGCCCUGAAAAACAAGAAAAAGAGGGUGUAAUUCAGAAUUUCAAACGAACUCUUUCAAAAAAAGAAAAAAAAGAAAAAAAGAGGCGUGAAAAAGAGGCCUUGCGACAAGCAUCAGAUAAAGACGAUAGACUUCUUCAUGGGGAUGAUAUUGAGAAUUCUCGCCUUGCAGCUGAGGUAUACAAAGAUAUGCCUGAGACCAGCUUCACUCGCACAAUAUCCAAUCCUGAGGUGGUGAUGAAACGGCGGCGACAGCAAAAACUGGAGAAGAGAAUGCAGGAAUUUCGCAGUUCUGAUGGCAGACCAGACUCAGGUGGGACACUGAGAAUUUAUGCAGACAGUUUAAAACCAAAUAUACCGUACAAGACAAUCCUGCUGUCCACUACAGAUACUGCAGACUUUGCAGUUGUUGAAGCACUGGAAAAAUAUGGUCUGGAAAAGGAAAAUCCCAAGGAUUAUUGUAUUGCUCGUGUCAUGCUGCCUCCUGGUGCUCAGCAUUCUGAUGAUAAAGGUGCUAAAGAAACUAUUCUUGAUGAUGAUGAGUGUCCACUGCAGAUAUUCAGGGAGUGGCCUAGUGAUAAAGGAAUACUGGUCUUUCAGUUGAAAAGGCGACCUCCUGAUUACGUCCCAAAGAAAUCCAAGAAAAUAACUGAUGGAAAGCCAUUAAAGGGGAAGGAAAGAGUUGACGGUUCUGGCUAUGGUUCUUGCCUUCCUCCUGAGAAACUACCAUACCUGGUAGAAUUAAGCCCAGAUGGUUCUGACUCCAGAGAUAAGCCAAAGCUCUAUCGUCUACAGUUAAGUGUCACUGAAGUUGGAACUGAAAAAUUUGAUGACAAUUCCAUUCAGUUAUUUGGUCCAGGAAUUCAGCCUCAUCACUGUGACCUCACUAAUAUGGACGGAGUUGUUACUGUAACCCCAAGAAGCAUCGAUGCUGAAACCUAUGUGGAAGGUCAGCGUAUUUCAGAAACCACCAUGCUGCAAAGUGGAAUGAAGGUUCAGUUUGGGUCAUCUCACGUAUUUAAGUUUGUGGAUCCCACUCAGGACCAUAUUAUUCCUAAAAGGCCUAUUGAUGCAAGUCUUAUGGUCAAAGGUCCAAGGCACAAAACUGGAGCUGUUCAGGAAACCACGUUUGAUCUGGAGGGAGAUGUUCACAGUGGAACAGCAUUGCCAGCAAGCAAGAGCACCAGCAGGCUUGAUGGUGACAGGACAUUGUCAGCAUCCAGCACAGCCGAACGAGGAAUGGUGAAGCCGAUGAUCAGAAUAGAACAGCAAGAUUACCGCAGACAGGAAAGCAGAUCUCAGGACACCCACGGACCAGAACUGAUACUACCUGCCAGUAUUGAAUUCAGGGAAAGCUCUGAAGAUGCCUUCUUAUCUGCCAUUAUAAAUUACACAAAUAGUUCGACAGUUCAUUUUAAGCUGUCGCCUACCUAUGUUUUGUAUAUGACAUGUCGGUAUGUAUUGUCCAGCCAGUACAGACCUGACAUCACCCCUACUGAGCGCACUCACAAAGUCAUUGCAAUAGUCAACAAGAUGGUGAACAUGAUGGAAGGAGUGAUACAGGAGGUAGACCAGGUUGAUCAGAAACAGAAGAAUAUUGCUGGGGCACUUGCCUUUUGGAUGGCAAAUGCAUCUGAAUUACUGAAUUUCAUAAAACAAGACCGAGAUCUUAGCCGAAUUACGGUGGAUGCACAAGAUGUUUUGGCACACUUGGUUCAAAUGGCAUUCAAGUACCUGGUCCACUGUCUGCAGUCAGAGCUCAAUAACUACAUGCCAGCAUUCCUUGAUGAUCCAGAGGAAAAUAAUCCUCAGAGGCCUAAAAUAGAUGAUGUGCUGCAUACAUUGACUGGAGCAAUGUCCCUCUUGCGACGAUGUAGAGUGAACGCUGCUCUGACUAUACAGCUCUUCUCCCAGCUGUUUCAUUUUAUCAACAUGUGGCUUUUCAACAGAUUAGUCACGGCCCCAGAUUCAGGGUUAUGUUCACAUUAUUGGGGAGCUAUCGUUCGUCAGCAGUUGGGCCAUAUUGAAGCCUGGGCAGAAAAACAGGGUUUAGAGUUGGCUGCUGAUUGCCACCUGAGCAGAAUAGUGCAGGCAACCACAUUGCUUACCAUGGACAAAUACUCACAUGCAGAUGUUCCAAAUAUUAACAGUACUUGCUUCAAGCUGAAUUCUCUGCAGCUACAGGCUUUGUUGCAGAAUUAUCACUGUGCUCCAGAUGAACCACUUAUCCCAACAGAAUUGAUCGAGAACAUAGUAACUGUCGCAGAAAAUACGGCUGAUGAACUUGCUCGCAGCGAUGGCAGAGAAGUCCAACUGGAAGAGGACCCUGACUUACAGCUGCCUUUUCUUUUACCGGAAGAUGGCUAUUCCUGUGAUGUUGUCAGAAAUGUUCCAAGUGGUUUACAGGAAUUCUUAGAUCCGCUCUGUCAGAGAGGUUUUUGUAGACUAGUACCUCAUCCACGGUCACCAGGCACAUGGACAAUAUACUUUGAAGGCGCAGACUAUGAAAGUCACCUGUCACAUGAGAAUGCUGAGCUAGCUCAGCCUUUGAGGAAAGAACCUGAAAUUAUCACUGUAACACUGAAAAAACAAAAUGGAAUGGGCCUGAGCAUUGUUGCUGCCAAGGGUGCUGGUCAAGACAAACUUGGAAUAUACGUCAAGUCUGUUGUAAAAGGAGGUGCUGCAGAUGUGGAUGGUCGGCUGGCUGCCGGGGAUCAGCUGCUCAGUGUGGAUGGUCGAAGUUUGGUGGGCCUGUCCCAGGAAAGGGCAGCAGAACUUAUGACUAGGACAGGUUCUGUAGUAACAUUAGAAGUAGCAAAACAAGGAGCAAUUUACCAUGGUCUGGCAACCCUGCUUAAUCAGCCGUCCCCAAUGAUGCAAAGAGUUUCUGACCGCCGUGGCUCAGGUAAACCCCGACCAAAGAGUGAAGGCUUUGAGCUGUAUAACAACUCCACUCAAAAUGGGUCACCUGAGAGCCCUCAGCUGCCGUGGACGGAGUACAGCGAACCAAAGAAGUUGCCAGGGGAUGACAGGUUAAUGAAAAACAGAGCUGAUCAUCGCUCCAGUCCCAAUGUAGCAAAUCAGCCUCCAAGUCCCGGGGGAAAGAAUGCUUAUGCAUCUGGAACUACCACCAAAAUAACCUCAGUCUCUACUGGAAAUCUUUGUACAGAGGAACAGACUCUGCCCCCACGACCUGAAGCUUAUCCCAUCCCAACGCAGACCUAUACCAGAGAAUAUUUCACAUUCCCAGCUUCAAAGUCCCAGGAUCGAAUGGGUCCAGCUCAAAGUCAGUGGCCAAAUUAUGAAGAAAAACCACAGAUCCAGGCAGAAAGUAAUCAUUCGGUCAAUAGUACAAUGCAGCGUGUGGCUCGUUCCCAGGAAGAACUCCGAGAUAAAGUUUUCCAGCCAGAGAGGAAUCGUUUGGAAGUUGUCAUACGGAAGGAUGUAGAGUACAUCGAUCGGAAGUCAGACAGCGAUCAGUGGAUGAAUUCAUCGGUGGAUUCCAGCACAUCUAGCCAAGAGCACCUCAACCAUUCAUCCAAACCGGUCUCGCCUGGUUCUUGCUUAACUAAAAGUGGACCUGGCCGCUGGAAAACUCCAGCUACCAGCCAGCCAACUCCAGUGGCCAUUUCCCAGCCCAUCAGAACAGAUCCUCCCCCUCCACCGCCACCUCCUCCAGUGCAUUAUGCAGCUGAAUUUGAUGAACUACAAAUGGAUUUGCCUCUGCCUCCCCCUCCUCCUCCAAAUCAGGCAGGAGCACAAACAUCUUCCCAGGUAGCCGCUGCUGAGCGUAAAAAAAGAGAAGAGCAUCAGAGGUGGUAUGAAAAGGAAAAGGCACGUUUGGAAGAAGAAAGAGAAAGGAAACGUCGUGAGCAGGAGAGAAAACUGGGCCAAAUGCGUUCUCAGCCGCUAAUUCCUGCUCAGCCUGUGGUUCCUCCUGUUUCCCUUCAGCAAGUGAAAUCAGAAAAACCUUCAACUUUGCAGAGGUCUCAAGAAACAGUCAUUCGUGAGCUGCAGCCCCAGCAGCAGCCUCGGACUAUUGAGCGCAGAGAUCUGCAGUACAUUACUAUCAGCAAGGAAGAACUGUCCUCAAGUGACAGCCUCUCCCCAGAUCCCUGGAAGCGGGAUGCUAAGGAGAAACUGGAGAAGCAGCAACAGAUGCACAUUGUGGACAUGCUGAGCAAAGAGAUUCAGGAGCUGCAGAACAAGCCCGAUCGUACAGCAGAAGAGAACGACCGCCUCCGCAAACUCAUGCUCGAGUGGCAGUUCCAAAAGCGACUUCAAGAGUCAAAGCAAAAGGAUGAAGAUGAUGAUGAAGAGGAAGAUGACGAUGUGGAUACUAUGCUCAUCAUGCAGCGGCUGGAGGCAGAAAGAAGAGCAAGGCAGACUGCUGUGCCAGCAAUCUCUGUUCUAGAUUUG
Messenger RNA from Mesitornis unicolor (brown roatelo), 4761 nucleotides. It is a transcript of the gene AFDN, whose product is annotated as myeloid/lymphoid or mixed-lineage leukemia (trithorax homolog, Drosophila); translocated to, 4. Gene Ontology annotation, biological process: regulation of protein localization; signal transduction. Gene Ontology annotation, molecular function: cell adhesion molecule binding. The annotation marks the transcript as partial. Gene Ontology annotation, cellular component: adherens junction. The record is from RefSeq and is a predicted model, not a curated record. The transcript has 29 exons. NCBI's taxonomy places the organism in Eukaryota, Metazoa, Chordata, Aves, Mesitornithiformes, Mesitornithidae.